UUUAUAAAAAAAAAAUGAAAACUAUUUAAAACCUUGGAAUUUAAAAAUGUUUCUUCCGGAUAUAAAUAGUUACACCUGACAUCAAAAAAUAAUUAAAUUAUUCAUGAAACGACUUGCUGGCAAAUGAUGACAAGCGAUCCAUUACUGAAAAACAAAAAAACCAAAUUAAUUCGUUAAGCAUUCCACAAAACCUUUCGUUGAUGUUUACUGUCAAAUCAAAAUUAAUUAAUCUUUAUAAGUUCUGCUAUUACUUUGUAGUUGAACACUUAGAUAUACAGUGCUAAUUUAGCACCUGAUAUUCAAUAAAAUUACCAAACCCAAUAUUAUUCCGUGCUUCCAUAGCAAAUAAGUGAUAAACUAAUAAUUAAAAUUUUAAUAUUACCAGUCAAUUUAAAUUUCACAUGAUCAAGCGUUGCACGACACUCAAGAUAUUUACAGCGCUUUUUACUAUACACAUCUUGGUUACUGAAACGCUUGACCAUUUGUGCAAGCCAUUUCUGACAGCGUCUACGUAAACAAACUUCGUGUAAGAGCCAGAAGAACAAAAGAACUGUUGCUUUUACGGAUUUUUUACAAUAAUGUCCAAACAAUUUGUUGGUUUCUCUGACGAUGACAUCUUCAAGAUCACACGACAAACAAGCAGCAAAGAAAAGGCAAAGGAACUGUCGCGACCACAUAGCAGACACCCCAAAGCACCGCCAGGCGCGGUGAAAUUUGUUCCGCCGCCUACCAUCGUAGAUAAUGGCAACCUUAGCACAGUCAGUUGUGUCGACUCCAGCAUUUACCCACAGCACCCUAUUCAACAAGCCGUCGCUUUUAAACCAUUGCCUCAAAUGAUAAAUGCUCCGGAGGAUGAAUCAAUCCUAGUGCUUCCAAAUCAGCCAGUGAAAAGUCGGUCAUUCGAACCAACUGUUGCUAGCACUAUGCUAGGCGCCACCGGCAUGCGGACCAAUGUAAAUGAGGUGCUAACUCCCUUCAAAGGUAUGUCGCUCAAGGAUUUUGAACAGCAGCGAAAACUGAUGGAAGAACAGAACAGACAGAAGCGGGAUAUUCUCCAUAAAGCUAUUGAGCAACAUGCUCAGAAAACAGCAGCGGAGGCGAACAAAAUCCAGGAGAUAAAAUCAGAACUAACCAGACUGGACUCCGAGCUGGCAUCGGAUGUGGCGAUUUUACGAAAACAAAUUGAUGCGGCAAGUCUACACUUUUCAAACAUUGAGAAAAAUUAUCUCACUAUAGAAAAUCUAUUUCUGAAAGCUAAGGUGGAGCUUCAUCAAGCGCUGGAGAAGAAAGAAAUGCUUACCGAACAUUUGUGUGCAAUCAUUUCCCACAACGAGGAACGAAAAGCAAGGCGUUUAUCCGAGCUGAUGGAAAAGAAGAGAAGAUAUUAUCGUUGAUAGGAAAGGAAGAAAUUCGGGCAAAUUACACAGCAGUAUAUCGCAUGCUAGGCGUGCAUUCAAUCGAGCUAUUCGCUGCAAUCCCUCUGGUCGUCAAUCGUGCGAAAAGAAAACACUGAUAUCGAUGUUUAUUAACGUAUCCUAGAGACGGACAGAAAACUGGAACGUGCAAUCAUCGCAAUGCAGAAAAUCUUAGCGAAUGAGCGAAAGCAAAAUUGAAAGUGAACCACUCCAGCUACAUAUCCCCUCUCUAAUGCUGUUUGAUGCGGCAGGGAAGCGUCUGUAGGAAUUGGCAAAAUGCACCUAAUGAGCGACUGAUGACGGGCUGCUACGGGAAUCGGUCUAGGCCCGGCCAGUUUGAGCUACUUUGGCGAAUUGUUGUAACUCUUUCUCGAGCAUCGCUACCAUUACGGGACCAGCAGAUCGGACCUGGACCAGUCGUGUACGGGCAGGUAAGUAGUAGAGCAUUACUUGUACUACCAGUUUUGCCACCGACAAAUCACCUCCGCUCAACCGGGGGUGACAUGCGACGCCGACAUCAUUAAAACUGCAUUCGAUCGAGAAUGAGAGUUGCUGUGAGCGUCUGUAUUAUCUGCGUGUAAGUUUGAUAGUUGAAAUGAGGAUCGAGGAAGCGGUUCGAUGAGUGAUUUAUUGCGUAAAGUUUUUACGACUAGAUGUAUGCAAUUGUCGUUGUUUUGGUGCUGUUUUCAUAAAACUCUUAUCAUAAAUCAUUUUUC
Messenger RNA from Anopheles merus, 2131 nucleotides. It is a transcript of the gene Gorab, whose product is annotated as RAB6-interacting golgin. The record is from RefSeq and is a predicted model, not a curated record. The coding region runs from base 579 to 1394 and encodes 271 amino acids. NCBI's taxonomy places the organism in Eukaryota, Metazoa, Arthropoda, Insecta, Diptera, Culicidae. Gene Ontology annotation, biological process: non-motile cilium assembly. The transcript is spliced from 6 exons.